CGUGUUGGUUGCUGUAGUGGUCAUAGUCGUUGUCGUUGUUGUUAAAAGAAGAAACAAGAAAUACGGACAUGAUUUAGACAAUGAUGGAGGAUAUUGGAACAUGGACACGGGUCCUUGUAAAUACCAAAAUAACCAGUCAUUUGGAACACAUCCAAAUAUGUUGGCUCCAGCAAACGCAGAUGUCAGAAAUUGCAUUCAACCAAACCAGAAUGGCAGCUGGAUGAUUAGCUAUCGAUCAGACGACCAUGCUUCUAUUGAUGAUGGAGCUGUUGGUGCAGCCUCAGAAGCCAAGGCGGUAAAACCACAGAUAGCCACGGAAGCAAACCUUUCUGCCACGGGUGACUCUGACAGUUCACCAAGACAACCUGACGAAGAUGAUGUUUCCGACCUGUAUGCCAAGGUUAACAAAGACAGGACGUCAGCCACAUCCGUGACAGGGGACGCCUUGCCCGUGAUGCAGAUGAAUCAACUGUAUGCUUUGGUUGAUGAAACUGAAAAUGAUGAAACAAUCCCCGAGACUGAUGUUGGUGGUGAUGUUUACGCCGUUGUAAACAAACAGAAGAAAUCAGGAGAGAAAAGUUCUGAAUGUGUAGGGGAAGAUUCUAAAUCACUAGAGAAAAAAUGUAACUCUACAGGAAAAGAUACAACUGAACAUGAUGAAACAUCACAAGAUAUUGACGUUGCUGAUGAUGUUUACGCUGUGGUAGACAAACGGAAGAUGUCGGGAGGGAACGAUUCUGAAUCUGAAAAGAAAGAUGCUGAAUCUCAAUGGAAAGAUUCUGAAGUUGAAGGGGGAAAAUGCUGAAUCUAAAGGAAAAUAUGUUAAAUAUGAAGGGAAAGAUGCUGAAUCUAAAAAGGAAGAAUCUGAAUAUGAAGGAAAUGAUUCUGAAUCUGAAAGGAAAGAUUCUGAAAGUGAAGGGAAUGAUUGUGAAUCAGAAUUGAAAGAUGCUGAACCUAAAUGGAAAGAUUCUAAAUCCGAAGAAAACAAGUCUGAACAUGUACGAACAUGUUUCGACUUUGCAGUAAAUGAUGAUAUCUACACACAAGUUCGCAAACCGAGAAAAUCUGCCAAAAAUCCUAACCUACCCAUAGGAACGCCUGGACGUCUGUACACUGGGAAAGAUUUCAAAGAAAGCAGCGAGCAAAGUGAGGGAGCCGCGAUAGGUGAUGUUGAUAUGGAUCCUGUUGCAACAAUCGAGGGGGAUGAUCUCUAUUCAAAAGUUGUUUGAACAGUUAACUAUAUAAUACUAGUGGCGUUGAUGAUUGUACCUGCUGCUAUCCUAUUUCUGAUAAACCGGAUUUUAAAUAGAAACAUAAAAUAUCACUUUUCUGUCAAUAAUCCACGUGGUAUAAGCCAUCUGGAAGUAGCGGAUUGCAUGUCUUAUGUUUUGGACCAAGUAUGACAGUUACUAUAUUGAUACAUUUAAGCCAGAAGAUACUAUUUUUUUCCCCAACUGUAUUACAUUCACUGACAUGACUCUUGAGUGUCAUGUUAUCCUACUUCUCGUUUUACUAACGUACUAUCAAUAUUGUGUACACAUUUAUGUGGAAAACAGUCUUAUUUGCCUAAAUGCAUAAACUGUGGCAGCCAAAAGGCUUGUAUUCAUAUUCCACCUUCAGAAACACAGCCAGUGGAGAGAAUUGGUUCUCACUCUAAUAAGUCGAUAUGUUCGACUCUAGUUAUCGUCCAUUUAUUUUUUGGCCAGGAUGUCGGUAAACACAGUCAAGUCUUCACUUGACAUGGUUCAAAACGCCAAGUACAUACGUAAUAACACAUAACAAAUAGUAUUGUUUCUAAAUUACGUUUAUAUAUUAUCUACAGAAUUUAUGAAGCCUGUGGGAUUUUUAAAAGUUUUGUUAUACAUAGAAGAUUCUUUUUUUUCUAUUUUGUUUUAAGCCCAGUGGUAAAGCACUCGCUUGGUGCCCAGUCGGUCUAGGAUGGACUCUCGUUGUUGGGCCCAUUGGGCUAUUUCUCGUUCCAACCAAUGCACCACGACUGCUUUAUCAAACUCCGUGAUAUGCACUAUGCUGUCUGCAGGAUGAUACAUACAAAAGAUCCCUUGCUACUAGUGAAACCUGUUGGCGCUUUGCUCUCUAAGACUAUAAUGUCAGAAUUGCUAAAUAUUUGACAUCCAAUAACCGAUAAUUAAUACAUCAAUGUGUUCUAGUGGUGUCGUUAAACAUUAACUUUAACAUAGAAGCUUUUGGAUUUAACAUAUGACGUAAUUAUCACUACUGUAGCCGGGGUUUUUUAUAAUUGCAAUCAGACAUUACUUAGAUUUUAUUGUUUAGAUUAUCCAUACAUCGGUACAUCCGAAGUGAUUUUCGUCAUACUGUUGUCUUUAAUUCACAAAUAGCUACUUUCUUUCAUUUUUGUUUUAUAAAACGCACGUAUCUGUGAAAAUUAAGUUAUGGAAGCGAGCUCUUAUCUAUUGUUUUGUUAUUUCCUCGCUUUAACGUCAGAGCCUCUUGUUUCACUCCAUAUCAAUGUAUCUAUUAUAUCUAUGUAUCUUUGCCCAUAUCUAUGUAUCUAUUAUUUUAUUAUUUUUAUCACUUUUUAUAAAAUUUGAACGUGGCCACACUUAAAUACUAAAUGUUGGAUUGUUUCUGGAAAAGUACUGCAAAAGCUACAAGUUCUAUAAUCAACACAAUGAAUUAUAUUUAAGAAUUUGUUAGUCGCCAAGAUACUGUGUACAAUUCUUUACUGAAACCAUGCUAAACAUGUAUCUUGCAUGCUAAGGAGAGCGAGGGAGUGAACUGUUUUCGAUUCCUGUAUAUUAUAUAUAAGUGCCUCAUGUGCAUGUUUUAACUGUGUUUUUGAAACUGUUAUUCGAGUAUUUUGUAUAUCGAACAUACAUUUGCAGCCACGUUUAUCUUUAAACAACAUGCUUAGGUUAAAUGGAAAGAUGGAUUUUAUUACUAACGUAAACAUGCCAUCAUUUAAGUUGUUUAAGUUAUGUAUAAAGGAUUUAGAAGCAUUUAUGAAUGAAUCAUAUGGCCAAAACAAAUGGUGGUUAUGUGGUAUUUUGCUAUGAACCCUAUAUUGUUAAUUCAUUUUAUCACAUAUAAAACUGAUACACGCCUUAAGAUAUUUUAAUAUAUAUAUAUAUAUAUUUUAAUCUUUACAUAUUUUACUGUAACUUGUUCAUUUCUAUUAUUUUUUAUUCAUAGUUUAAUUCUAUAAUUCUUUAUAAAUUUAGUGAAAAGUUGACACCCAAUAAAGUAAGCUUUAACAUGUUUAUAGAUUAACCAAACUUAAUCUUCAUUUUCAUGUAUUCCAAUAAGGGAAUACGAUUUGUAACUAUUUCUCCUAAUAGAUGGGUUAGUUAGGUUUAAGGUUGUAAACCUUUAUUAAUAUAUAAAUAAUAUA
Messenger RNA from Gigantopelta aegis, 3370 nucleotides. RefSeq lists its product as uncharacterized. NCBI's taxonomy places the organism in Eukaryota, Metazoa, Mollusca, Gastropoda, Neomphalida, Peltospiridae. The coding region runs from base 101 to 805 and encodes 234 amino acids. The transcript is spliced from 2 exons. The record is from RefSeq and is a predicted model, not a curated record.